Messenger RNA from Paraglomus brasilianum, 1116 nucleotides. The record is from the annotation of a GenBank genome assembly. NCBI's taxonomy places the organism in Eukaryota, Fungi, Glomeromycota, Glomeromycetes, Paraglomerales, Paraglomeraceae.
AUGGGCCAAAAUUUAUCUGUAAAGAAACGUUACCCUAUCCGAAAACACAAGAAAUCCUCUUCCGAUGCUUCCAACAGUUCAGACGGUUCCGCCUCUUCUGCAUCCUUAGAUCCAUCCUCGCAUCGAUCUUCCGGUAGUAACUUUCAGUACAUAGAGGGUAGGCGCUAUCAUAUUGCAGAGCAAACACGCUACGCAUUGCCCGACGAUGACGAGGAAGUAUAUAGAUUACAAGUGGUACACUAUCUAUUAAGAUAUAUUUGGAGUUCGAAUUUUUCUGCUCCCGUUGAGGACAUGCUCCGGGAUGGUGGGCAUGUGUUGGAUGUUGGUUGUGGCCCAGGCACAUGGACUCUCGAACUCGCCAGCGAGUACCAACAAUCUACCUUUGUCGGUGUAGAUAUUUCCCCAAUGUUUCCAUCAGAAAUCAAACCAAAGAACGUAUCGUUUCUUCAACUCAACGCAACAAAUGGACUGCCGUUUCCUGAUGAUACGUUUGAUUACGUUUUCGUCCGUUGGUUAACUACCGCAUUUACUGAAGAACAGUGGAAAAGUGCGAUUCUACCAGAAUUGGUUAGGGUUUGCAAGCCUGGUGGAUGGAUCGAGUUGGGUGAACCAGAUAUGAGGUUAGUCAAUUUGGGCACGAACGGCAGCAGAUGGAAUGCGGCGCUCGCGACUUACCUAAACAAAAAUCAAAUAAAUCCUUCAACUUGCUAUACACUUCCCGAUCUCGUAAGCUCGUUCAACUCACUCUCGCAGCUCUCCACUGACUCACGAGAUAUAAAACUUGGCUCAUGGGGUGGCAAAGAGGGUGCUUUAGCUGCACAAGAUUGUUCGGAUUUCAUGAAAGCAAUCGGACCGAGAUUGUAUGAAUUACUAGAAAUGGAUGGAGAAGAGUAUGCAAGAUUUGUAGAGAUGGCUAUGCAAGAAUUUGAGACAGGAGGCAGGAGUUUCAUGAGAUACUUCAGAAUUUGGGCCAGAAAGGAUCAUGGAAUGAAUGGAUUAAGGGGUGAAAUGAAGAAAAAGAAUAAGGAUAAAAAAUUGAUGAAAGAAAGAGUGGACGUGAAAGAAAGAGUGGAUGUGAAAACAAUUAAUGAGAUGAGCAAUGCUGUAGGGAUGUAG